AUGCCACCUGUGUUAAACCAAGUCGACAUACCCACUCUUCCUCUCCUAUACCACAUCAAACGUAUCUCGGUCAAUGAGAAACCCCUAGCGACCCCUUCUGCAACUCUCAAUGCUAAAAUUGGCUUGAUUCGAACUGAUAUCACCAAGCUCCACCUCCCAAAUGGUGCAAUUGUCAACGCUGCCAAUGAAAAUCUUAUUCCCGGAGGAGGCGUUUGCGGAGCAAUCCAUUCUGCAGCUGGCCCAGAGCUCAUAGAAGAAUGCCACCGUCUCAAUGGCUGCAAGACUGGUUAUGCAAAGGUAACUAGAGCUUAUAGGUUACCUUGCAAGAAAAUCAUUCAUGCUGUCGGGCCUAUAUACCGGCUAGCAAAAGAAAUGAAUGAGCAUGAAACAAAGCUGUCUAGUUGCUAUACAGAGACCCUGAAAUUGGCUGUUGGCAAUGGCUUAACUGCUGUCGCUUUCUGCGCUUUGUCAACAGGAAUCUAUGGCUAUCCUUCAUACGAGGCUGCGGGCACGGCUAUUUCGGCUGUAAGGAGUUUUCUUGAAUCUGAGGAUGGCCAAAAGCUAGAGCUCGUCAUCUUUUGUAAUUUUGAGAAAAAAGAUGAAGAUGCUUACUCGGAACUUAUCUCAAUCUACUUCCCACCUGCAGGACCGGAAAAGAAAGUUGAGAAGACAGGAACCGUUGAUGUCACCAAAGAUUUCGAAGCAAAGCUUAUCGAGUCGAUUGGCAAUACUCUUCCUGGACUCACGGAAACCAGACCCACCGAGGCCCCUUGUUCGAAGAAAGAUCCCAAAGAAGCGGUAACCACUUCUACGGUGAAAAAUAGCCUGAAGCAAUCCACCUCUGUGCCAGUAAACUUUACAGAGAGCGAUGGGCCAGGUGACUUUAUUCUGAUAGAUAAGGACGAACAUAAAACUGAGGAUAAAAUCUAA
This is a messenger RNA of Morchella sextelata, 930 nucleotides long. RefSeq lists its product as uncharacterized. The record is from RefSeq and is a predicted model, not a curated record. The coding region runs from base 1 to 930 and encodes 309 amino acids. The transcript is spliced from 2 exons. NCBI's taxonomy places the organism in Eukaryota, Fungi, Ascomycota, Pezizomycetes, Pezizales, Morchellaceae.